CUGGAUUGCCCAAUGACGAUAGAUGCGGAUUGGCUUGGCUUGCAAGCUGAAAAAAAGAGCGAGAGGAGCGUGCACAGCGAGAAGAGGAAGAAACGUCUGCGAGAUCUGCAGAACUCUUCGGCACUGAUCUCAUCUUCAAAUAACGAUCAGUCGCAAUCGGUCACAGGCACUGGCAACAAUCUGCCAUCGAUCUUUCCUAUUAGGGAGGAAAACAAGCCAGACGAUGACCGGGCCUCCACUUCCAGUUCGAUCUCCCAAUCCUCUAUCCUGUCUCGAGAUGGCCCCCAACGCUCUGGAGGGACACGGACAUCAACGAGCUCGGCAACCGACAGCUCCAAGCAUUCGAUUGCAGACGACGAGGACUUGAAUGAGGAAGAACUGAAGGAGGAAGAAAGACUCAAGCUUCUGGCGUUAACUCAGUCACCUUUUGUCCGAGGUGCUACCGAGGUUUACAGAGACCGUGAACAUCAUCAAGUGAUGAAGAAAACCUCGGGACUAACCCAACACACUGAACAAUGAAAACUCAGCUCCUCUCACAGAUCGGUGUCAUCUCUAACUCCACCUGCUUUGUAUUAUUCAUAAUAUCACCACUCAAUUCAUCCCCUCUCCUUCUUUCACUAUUAAUAAUCAGGUCGAUUGCUGCAACCUUGUUUCAAAUAACAUAUAAUCCCUAUUUCAUAUCUCUCUUUCAUUCUCUUUGUGCGGUUUCUUAACAUUCUUGUACUUUUUCUUCUCUCACACUCUCUCCUCUUUUAUUAUGAUCCUCUUUCUGUUAUUGCCCUAUUUUAUUUCUUUUUUUAUCCUUGGAACAAUGUCUUAUUGGAUUAACUAUGUCAUGCUGGCUGUGUAAACACCCAUGCAUAAACUAAAUACACUUAUAAAUAUCUAUAUACAUAUUGACAUGCAUAGUUUUCAAGCAGAUUAGACACAAUCUACUUAUUAAUCAAUAAUCAUUCUUCACCUUCCUUCCCAAGUUUUUCUUUUACAGUUCAUGAUGGCUGGUGGUCACUUUUUUAAUUACUUUGGUUGGUAUGGUGAAAUCUUGGUUGCCCUCUUCUAUGUAUUCAUUCUUGAUGCUCUGUUGGCUGUUGUUUCCAUUUUUUCCCCUUUGUUUUUUGUUUUUGAAAGAAUCCUCAUCAUCACUCAUUAUCCUCCUGGUUGUUUGACAUCACAUCCAUCUUGUGAUAGUAAUCCCACCACCCCUGCCCUGUUUUUUUACCCUUAUCUCAAAUUUCAGUCUUUUACUUACUUGGUCAUGAUUUUGAUGAAUCUUACCAAUGUUGUCAAAUGAAAUCCAGAUUGAUGUUUGUGUAUGUAUGUACUGCUAUCAUCUGUGUGAAGUGCUGGUUACCAGUACAGGUCUGCUGUCAAAUCUUGUGAGCAUCAAAAUUAGCAAUCCAAUAUCAACCUUGCUGGUGGCUGUUAACAG
This is a messenger RNA of Puccinia graminis f. sp. tritici CRL 75-36-700-3, 1429 nucleotides long. RefSeq lists its product as uncharacterized. Lineage: Eukaryota; Fungi; Basidiomycota; Pucciniomycetes; Pucciniales; Pucciniaceae. The coding region runs from base 13 to 519 and encodes 168 amino acids. The transcript is spliced from 2 exons. The record is from RefSeq and is a predicted model, not a curated record.